GGACGGACGUUGUGUGGUACGCCGAGCGGUGACUCCCCUCCACCCCACCCUGCCCUUCAGGGCGCGGUGGGGACGGCGCGGGCGGGUGAGGGUGAGCGGGUUCCCGGCGUCGGGAGACUGUCCCCCCGUGGGGGCAAGCUCCUCGGGCCGACCCGUCUGAACGCCUCCCGGCUCUCGGACGGACGCCGUGGGAGACCGACCCAGCCGGCUGACUGGAGCGGAGCGCGAAAAGGUUGGGAAUCCGCCGCCGACCAUGGCUGCAGGAGUUCUGCCUCAGAAUGAAAAACCAUAUUCUACUUUGGUAAAUAACAGUGAAUAUGCUACAGACAUGGAAGGUGAUGGUGGCUGUGUCCGCUGUCAGCCGUGUGGAGCGGAACCCAACUUUCCUUGAGAGAAAAAGGAAUUCAGAACGCCCAGCACCAAAGUACACAAAAGUGGGAGAGCGUUUACGGCAUGUCAUCCCUGGACACAUGGCCUGUUCCAUGGCGUGUGGUGGUAGAGCGUGCAAGUAUGAGAACCCAGCCCGCUGGAGUGAGCAGGAGCAAGCUAUUAAGGGAGUUUACUCAUCCUGGGUCACUGACAAUAUCCUGGCCAUGGCCCGCCCAUCUUCAGAGCUCCUUGAAAAGUAUCACAUUAUUGAGCAGUUCCUCAGUCAGGGCAUAAAAACAAUAAUCAACCUGCAGCGCCCUGGAGAGCAUGCUAGCUGUGGGAACUCUCUGGAACAAGAAAGUGGCUUCACGUACCUUCCUGAAGCAUUCAUGGAGGCUGGCAUUUAUUUCUACAAUUUCGGGUGGAAGGAUUAUGGUGUAGCAUCUCUCACAGCCAUCUUGGACAUGGUAAAGGUUAUGACGUUUGCCUUACAGGAAGGAAAAGUAGCCAUCCAUUGUCAUGCUGGACUUGGACGAACAGGUGUUUUAAUAGCAUGUUAUUUAGUUUUUGCAACAAGAAUGACUGCUGACCAAGCAAUUAUAUUUGUGCGUGCAAAACGGCCCAAUUCCAUACAAACCAGAGGGCAGCUGCUCUGUGUACGGGAAUUUACUCAGUUUCUGGCUCCUCUGCGUAGUAUCUUCUCUUGCUGUGAUCCCAAAGCACAUGCUGUCACCUUAGCCCAGUACCUGAUUCGCCAGCGUCAUAUGCUUCAUGGUUACGAGGCACGACUUCUGAAACAUGUGCCAAAAAUCAUCCACCUGGUUUGCAAGUUGCUGCUUGACUUAGCUGAGAAUAGGCCAGUGGUGGUGAAGGACAUGCUAGAUGGACCUGGACUCUCUGCUGAAAUUGAAAAGACUGUGUCUGAGAUGGUUAGCAUGCGGCUGGAUAAAGAGUUACUGAGGCACAACAGUGAUGUGUCUGAGCCAUUUAACCCCUCUGCAGAGCCAGUGGAGUAUGAGAAUCAGGAUAUGAUUCUUUCUAAUGAGCAUGAGUUUGACCCCCUCUGGAAGAGGCGGAAUAUUGAGCGCCUUCAGCCCCUGACUCAUCUUAAAAGGCAGCUCAGUUACAGUGACUCUGACUUAAAGAGGGCCAAGGCUGUCCUGGAGCAAGGAGAGACUCCUUGGAUGGUUCCUGUGCAGGACUUGCUGGACCACAACCUCCAGCAGCAGAAGCCCAUCAGCCACUGUACCAUCUCACCAACUCCAGAGCCAGGUUCAAAUAAGGAAGCGCUGGUUCAAAGUACAUUUUCAUUCUGGGAUCAGCCAAAGUGUGGAGCCAUGGAGGGUCUCAAAGAUGAUGGAUCUCCGCUUUUCUGUCAGAGAGACGUUCUAAAGGAAGUACAGCGGAGUAGAACCUUCUCUGUGGGUGUCUCAUGUGCACACAGUCCUGGAGAACCAGUGACACCCAACUUCACAAGUGCCCAUAACAAUCCAAACCCUUCUUACCAGCAUGCAGCCCGCUGUCAGUGUGAAGCUCCUGGUGGUUGGGACCCAGGCUGUGUCCAGGGAGAGGGCAGGACUCCUUGUAGCCCUCCAAACCACGGCUCUAGUUCCCAGGCACAGUUCCCAUUCGCACAAGAAACCCAAGGCAGCACAUGCCUGUUUGGAGCAAUGCCGCAUGCUGGAUUGCUGUCUGAACUGAGUAUCGAAGCAAGGAGAAUACUGGCUGCCAAAGCCCUGGCAAAUUUAAAUGAAUUUGUAGAAAAAGAAGAAGUGAAAAGAAAAGUAGAAAUGUGGCAGAAAGAACUAAAUUCCCGAGAGGGAGCCUGGGAAAGAAUAUGUGGUGAAAGAGACCCUUUCAUCUUGUGCAAUUUGAUGUGGUCUUGGGUGGAACAACUUAAGGAGCCUGUAAUCACCAAAGAGGAUAUGGACAUGUUGGUUGACAGACAAGCAGAUGCUGCUGAAGCCCUGUUCUUAUUAGAGAAGGGACAACACCAGACUAUCCUUUGCGUGUUGCAUUGCAUAGUGAACCUGCAGACGCUGCCUGUGGAAGUGGAGGAGGCUUGCCUUGUGCAUGCUAUUAAAGCUUUCACUAAGGUCAAUUUUGAUUCUGAAAAUGGACCAACAGUUUACAGCACUUUGAAGAAAAUAUUUAAGCACACAUUGGAGGAAAAAAGAAAAAUGGCAAAAGACAGCCCUAAGGCCAGCCUCUCAUGAAGUUUUUUUUUUUUUUUUCUUGGAUGAAUAUUUCAGAACUAAAGAUCCAGAUAACGUUUCUGUCCAUAUGUGAAUAAGCUGGUUUGUGGAGCUUGUUUUUCUCAUAGCACUUUAUUUUGAAUGCUGCUGGCUUAUGCUGAGAAAAAGCAUUCCUUUUUGGAGAAAUUAUUUAUUUUUCAAUAUCCUUAAACUGUGUCUUAGUUUUGAAAAAUUGCCAUAAAGUUGGUGCCACUUUA
Molecule: messenger RNA, 2821 nt
Organism: Jaculus jaculus (lesser Egyptian jerboa)
Lineage: Eukaryota; Metazoa; Chordata; Mammalia; Rodentia; Dipodidae
Gene: Ptpdc1
Product: protein tyrosine phosphatase domain containing 1
Exons: 11
Coding region: 318-2585 (755 amino acids)
Biological process (GO): cilium assembly; protein dephosphorylation
Molecular function (GO): protein tyrosine/serine/threonine phosphatase activity
Source: RefSeq, a predicted model, not a curated record